Messenger RNA from Gastrolobium bilobum, 906 nucleotides. RefSeq names its product protein PHYLLO, chloroplastic-like. The record is from RefSeq and is a predicted model, not a curated record. The transcript is spliced from 5 exons. Lineage: Eukaryota; Viridiplantae; Streptophyta; Magnoliopsida; Fabales; Fabaceae. Gene Ontology annotation, cellular component: plastid. The coding region runs from base 22 to 906 and encodes 294 amino acids. Gene Ontology annotation, biological process: phylloquinone biosynthetic process. Gene Ontology annotation, molecular function: isochorismate synthase activity.
UUCGUUAUCACCUUCUUAUCCAUGAAUUUGCCGGUGCCGGCGUUCCGAGUCUCGAGGCUCUGCAAUGUGGCAAUGUUUUUCGUUCUCCCACCUUCGUUCACUUCUUCUGCGUUCGCCAUGGGAGGUGCUCGGAGAGUGUUGCCGAGGGUUGAGGUUGUUGGAGGAGUGAAGUUUGACGGCCCGGUGCCUCUAACCGUCGACGUUGAGGAAAACGAAGUGGUUUUCGAGCAUUGCGUCACGCGGACUCUUCCUCCGGCGUUGACAUUGGAGGACGGACUUCAGAAAAUGAAGGACGCUGUCGAAAUGUUGAAGCUGGAGCCACCUCGUCGCUCCAUUGGAUUCCUUAGGUUUCAGGUGGCCGUGCCUCCGAGUCCUAAGGCAUUGAGUUGGUUUUGCUGUCAACCGGAGUCAUCAGGAGUGUUUCCCUUGAUUUUUCUUUCCAAGAACACGGACAAUCCGACGUGUAAGUCACUGUAUGUGAAUGGAAGUCGCGGAGUUUUUGGCAUUGGUGCUGCUGUUUCUUUUGCACAUUCUUCCCCUGGAAAUCAGAGUUUUAUCAAAAGAUACAUCUCAACUGAUUCAACCCAUAUAGUGGCCUAUGGUUUUAUGGAUAUAAAUUCAGAUGACGAUUUGGUCUCCAUGAGUCAUGAGGACGGUUCUUUUUGCUUUUUCAUCCCGCAGAUUGAGCUAGACGAGCUGGAAAGUGUUUCCAUUCUGACAAUGACACUUGCAUGGGAUGACUUUUCCUUCUCUACUUUUAAAGAAGCCCUUCAUUUGCUUGAAGUUUCUCUAAACCAGGUUAUAUGUCAUGUCUGCUCUGCUACUGACACAUGGAAAUCCAAAUGCACCAGAGCUGCCCUUAGAAAACUCAAUUUGGUACAAGAUAGAUCUAUUCCAAAGGUAUAA